Dioscorea cayenensis subsp. rotundata (Guinea yam) is the source of this 731-nucleotide messenger RNA. RefSeq names its product protein ERD1 homolog 2-like. The transcript has 6 exons. Gene Ontology annotation, cellular component: cytoplasm; membrane. The record is from RefSeq and is a predicted model, not a curated record. NCBI's taxonomy places the organism in Eukaryota, Viridiplantae, Streptophyta, Magnoliopsida, Dioscoreales, Dioscoreaceae. Bases 1 to 657 code for a protein of 218 amino acids.
AUGGCUUAUACAGUGGUUCUUAUGAUUUGCGACUGGGCAAUUACAUUUUGUGAUUUUUUCUUGGCUGAUAUUCUAGCAUAUGUGUCAAAGGUUGUCUCAGAUUUGGAGCAUUCCAUAUGUCCGAUGGUCAACAAGCAGGCCAGAAUUCAAAAGCCCAAAUUACUACUGGAUUGUGCAAACCCAUGUCUAGUGAUUUUUCUGUCAGCCCUCAAGUAUCAUGUAUUUCCUGAUAAUUGGACCAAUUUCUAUCGGUCCCUCUGGCUUCUAUCAAGUAUCAUUAAUUCAUUUUAUUCAUUUUACUGGGAUGCGACUCGUGAUUGGGACUUGAGUGUUCUCUCCCGAAUUUUCAAGUUCAUCACUCAGCAUUUCCUCACAACCUUACUUUACGGGAUUCAAUGGGUAUAUUAUUGGGUGAUUGGAAGCAACCUGAUUUUUAGAUUCACAUUUACGUGCAAACUUUCGGCCCAUCUUCGUCAUAACUAUCUGACAGUUCUCACAAUCUCAGCAUUGGAGAUAUUACAGCAAUUUCAGUAUAUUUUCUUUCGAGUUGAGAAUAAAUGGAACAAGGUGACAUCAAAACCGAUCAUAGAACUCUCCUCGGAAGAAACCCUGAAAGAGGAAGAUAUGCUACUUGGCAAUGAAAGUCAUAAUGUGUAAACAAUUUAAGCAUAUCUAUAGGUCAUCGUCUUUUUUUGCCUCUCUUUGUUAUUUUUUCUCUGGUUCUUUAGUUG